Messenger RNA from Telopea speciosissima, 1381 nucleotides. Its product is annotated as shikimate O-hydroxycinnamoyltransferase-like. The record is from RefSeq and is a predicted model, not a curated record. Gene Ontology annotation, molecular function: acyltransferase activity, transferring groups other than amino-acyl groups. NCBI's taxonomy places the organism in Eukaryota, Viridiplantae, Streptophyta, Magnoliopsida, Proteales, Proteaceae. The transcript has 3 exons. Bases 70 to 1377 code for a protein of 435 amino acids.
CUCUCCUCUAACGUACGCACCAAGCACACAGGCGAAAUCAUUCUUUUCGUUUCCGUUACAGGUUUCAAGAUGAAAAUAGAGGUGAAGGAAUCAACUAUGGUGAGGCCGGCGCAGGAUACGCCGCAGAGGGGGCUCUGGAACGCCAACGUCGAUCUGGUGGUACCGAGAAUGCAUACACCGAGUGUUUAUUUUUAUAGGCCGAACGGGUCUUCCAAUUUCUUCGACCCCAACGUAUUGAAGGAGGCUUUGAGUAAGGCGCUUGUGCCGUUCUAUCCCAUGGCUGCAAGGUUGAGGAGAGAUGAAGAUGGUCGUGUGGAAAUCAAUUGUAAUGGAAAAGGCGUGUUGUUUGUGGAGGCUGAGACAAGUUCGGUUAUCGAUGAUUUUGGGGAUUUUGCUCCGACGAUGGAACUCAAGCGGCUUAUCCCUACCGUCGAUUAUUCCGGCGAUAUCUCUUCCUAUCCUCUCCUGGUGUUGCAGGUUACACGUUUCAAGUGCGGUGGGGUCUCCUUAGGUGUGGGAAUGCAGCAUCAUGUGGCGGACGGAAUGUCGGGUCUCCACUUCAUCAACACGUGGUCAGACAUGGCACGUGGACUCGAUCUUAGCAUCCCACCGUUCAUCGACCGGACUCCUCUCCGCGCAAGAGACCCACCAACACCCGCAUUUCACCACAUUGAGUACCAACCCGCUCCUUCCAUGAAAACCCCUUUACAAACCACAAAAUCUCAAUCGAGUCCCGACACCACCUCCGUCGCCAUUUUCAAGAUCACCCGUGACCAGCUCAACAUCCUCAAGGCCAAGUCCAAGGAGGGGGGCAACACAAACAACUACAGUUCCUACGAGAUGCUGGCUGGACACGUGUGGCGUUGUUCAUGUAAGGCACGUGGCCUCCCCGAUGAUCAGGAAACAAAGAUGUACAUCGCCACAGAUGGACGGUCCAGAUUGCGCCCUCAACUUCCACCUGGUUAUUUCGGCAACGUCAUUUUCACUGCCACGCCGAUCGCCGUCUCCGGCGACCUCAUGAACAAUCCGCUGACAUACUCUGCAGGGAGGAUCCAUGAUGCCUUGACGCGGAUGGAUGAUGACUACUUAAGAUCAGCCCUUGAUUACUUGGAACUACAGCCUGAUCUGACGGCUCUUGUUCGAGGGGCCCACACAUUCAGGUGCCCCAACAUCGGAAUCACGAGCUGGGUGCGGUUGCCGAUUCAUGAUGCGGAUUUCGGGUGGGGUCGGCCGAUAUUUAUGGGACCCGGUGGGAUCGCUUACGAGGGGCUGGCCUUCGUGAUACCUAGCCCCAUCAAUGAUGGAAGCUUAUCGCUGGCCAUUUCUUUGCAAUCUGAGCAUAUGAAGAUCUUCCAGAAGAUUCUGUAUGAGUUUUAAAAGG